Molecule: messenger RNA, 796 nt
Organism: Funneliformis geosporum
Lineage: Eukaryota; Fungi; Glomeromycota; Glomeromycetes; Glomerales; Glomeraceae
Source: the annotation of a GenBank genome assembly
CUUAGAAAUUUGGAUUGCAAUUAAAGAUAUCUAUGAGAAUCCUUCUAACCCCCUUACAUGGCCAAAAUUAUUAAUGACUGAUGAGGGACGAUUAACUGAUGGGAAGCGAUCAAAGAUAUUUAAAAGAAUCCUUAAGAAAUAUAUUGAUUAUCUGAAUAAUAGUAAGACUCACCUUAUUGGGAUAUCACCAGCUUGUGUUAUGACUUUAGAAGAAGUUGAAUCAAAGUCUUCUAAAAAACCUAAGCGUGUAAUAGGAAAAUAUGAGGAUAUAAAAUUACAAAAUGGCACAGCAGUUAGAUAUCUAUUAAAAGCAGGUGAGUUAGAAGGAGACCAUAGAUGUAGAGUGACUGAUCCAUAUUGGAGCUUGUGUGUCUUUAAGAUUAAAGAGUCAUUAUUGGAAGAAAUCCACCAUAACCAAUCCUUUAAAUAUGAGGAACUUCAAGUAAUUGAAGAACCUGAUAAGAUUGAAUACCAACCUGAUAAAUUUAUGCAAAAAUAUCAUUAUACUGGAUAUACUGGAUUUGUUCACUUUACUCAAAUUGCCGAUAAUAUGCUAAUAAAAGAUCUAAUAAGCAAGAAAUUUCUAUCACACAGGCUAAACUUUUUGGAUGGAAUGCAACUCGAUGGAUAUAAUGAAGAACUACAACUAGCAUUCAAAUUCCAUGGUCAGCAACACUAUAGUCUUAAUUCAAUGUUUCAUAGGAGAGGCCAUAUAGAUUUGGAUGAACAGAGAAUGCGUGAUCAGAAGAAACAUACUCUAAUCGAAAAAGGGUUCUUGAAAGAGGCGAAGAAUUAA